Molecule: messenger RNA, 1230 nt
Organism: Morus notabilis
Lineage: Eukaryota; Viridiplantae; Streptophyta; Magnoliopsida; Rosales; Moraceae
Product: NAC domain-containing protein 86
Exons: 4
Coding region: 1-1050 (349 amino acids)
Biological process (GO): regulation of DNA-templated transcription
Molecular function (GO): DNA binding
Source: RefSeq, a predicted model, not a curated record
AUGGCACCCAUGAGUCUUCCUCCGGGGUUUAGGUUCCAUCCAACAGAUGAAGAGCUGGUAGCUUAUUAUCUAGAUCGAAAAAUCACAGGUCAAACGAUCGAGCUCGAAAUUAUUCCAGAAGUUGACCUCUACAAAUGUGAGCCAUGGGAUUUACCAGAUAAGUCGUAUUUGCCGAGCAAAGACAUGGAGUGGUAUUUCUACAGCCCUAGGGACAGAAAAUACCCUAAUGGGUCGAGAACGAAUAGGGCGACAAGAGCUGGUUACUGGAAGGCGACUGGGAAGGACCGGCCGGUGCAGCCGCAGCGCCGACCGGUCGGAAUGAAGAAGACAUUGGUUUAUUACAGAGGAAGAGCCCCACAUGGCAUCAGGACUAACUGGGUUAUGCAUGAGUAUCGUCUCAUUGAAGACUCUCUUUCUGGCGCUGCUUCCUCAACUUUAAAGGAUUCUUAUGCACUGUGCCGAGUCUUCAAGAAAACAAUUCAAAUACCAAAGAGUAACAAAGACGAAAAGUCGAACAAUAGUGCGAAAACAGAAAAGGAAUCUGCUGCCACAGCAAACGAAUCUAGCGGCGGCUUUGAUCAGAUCUCCAGAGGAACCGAAAAUGAAGAUGAUCAAAAUUUCAACAAUGACUAUUUUCCGAAUAAAACCUUGUUUCCUUCCGAAACCUCUUCUUCGGAUCUCACUCAAGGGACACCAACCGAAACCGGGGUUGCAGAUGAUUUGCAGGCCCCUUUUGCUUCUGAUAAUGAAGCAAACAGUACGGCUGAUUUGUAUUCUUAUGGUGUUGAUUGUUCCUCCAAUCUUAUUGAGGAAAUUCAGAUGUCAAACUAUGAAAGCCUUCACUAUCAACUUGCUUACCCACCUCUAGAAUUGGAAGACUUCCCACAGAUCAACUUGGGAGAAAUGAAGCUACUGAAGUCCGAAACGACUGAAGAAUGCAUGUCGUACGACAAGUUCAGGGAUUACAUGAAUGGAACGGUGGAGGAUAUUUUCUCUUUAUGUUCUUCUUCUCAUGAAAACUCAAUUCCACUCCCCAUGCAAGAAAAUUAAGAUACGUACUUCAACUGACCUAGAUAACUUCACAAUUAUAUUUUCAUAUAUAUAUAUAUAUAUAUACUCCAAUUUAUUGACAUGAAGGGUAGAAAAUCAUGUUGGGGCUAAAUUAAUAACCAAAAAAUGGUUGUCGUUUAUUUUGCCAGCCACCAUUAUAAGGCCUACGUUUUAGUCUAC